UCCUCCAUCGUCGCCCGUCGUCCUAGCCCUCAUCUGUUGUGGCUUUCCGGCUCUACUCUGACUGUCCUGCUGAGGCCGGGCUGCCCCGGAGACUCGAGCCGCCUCCGCACCAUGGACAACUCCCGCAAGCAGGCAGAGGCGCUGGCGCUGCUGGCCGAGGCAGAGCGCAAGGUCAAGAACUCGCAGUCCUUCUUCUCCGGCCUCUUCGGAGGCUCAUCCAAAAUCGAGGAGGCGUGCGAAAUCUACUCAAGAGCCGCAAAUAUGUUCAAGAUGGCCAAGAGCUGGAGUGCUGCUGGGAAUGCAUUCUGCCAGGCGGCCCAACUGCACCUUCAGCUGCAGAGCAAGCAUGACGCGGCCACCAGUUUUGUGGAUGCGGGGAAUGCCUUCAAGAAAGCAGACCCCCAAGAGGCUAUUAACUGUUUGAUGAGAGCAAUUGAGAUCUACACAGACAUGGGCCGCUUCACCAUUGCAGCCAAACACCACAUCUCCAUUGCUGAGAUCUACGAGACGGAGCUGGUGGACAUUGAGAAGGCCAUAGCUCAUUAUGAGCAGUCUGCAGACUACUACAAGGGGGAGGAGUCCAACAGCUCUGCCAACAAGUGCCUACUGAAGGUGGCUGGCUAUGCUGCUCAGCUGGAGCAGUACCAGAAGGCCAUUGAGAUCUAUGAGCAGGUGGGGACGAAUGCGAUGGACAGUCCCCUGCUGAAGUACAGCGCGAAGGAUUAUUUCUUCAAGGCUGCUCUUUGUCACUUCUGCAUCGACAUGCUGAAUGCCAAGUUGGCCGUACAGAAAUACGAGGAGAUGUUUCCAGCUUUUUCUGAUUCCCGAGAAUGCAAGCUAGUCAAAAAACUCCUGGAUGCCCAUGAAGAACAGAAUGUGGAUGGCUACACUGAGUUGGUAAAGGAGUACGAUUCCAUCUCGAGGCUGGACCAGUGGCUCACCACCAUGCUCCUGCGCAUCAAGAAGACCAUCCAGGGGGACGAGGAGGACCUUCGCUAGCCCCCCCCCAGCCCGGCGGGCCUUUGUCCUCCAUCGUUGGGCUCCCCCUGACCCCCCCCCUUCAGGGCUAAGAGAUUGUAGGAUGGGUGGGAGGAGGGAGGUGUGGGGAGGCCCUGCCUGGAGGCCUCUACCCAGGGGAUUGAACCCCACAGCCAGAGGUCAGGAGGGAGGCCGCCGGAGCCUCGCCCCCUCCAUGCCCCAGCACAGCUGCACAGAACCAGGACUUCAGCCUAACCCUCU
Vombatus ursinus (common wombat) is the source of this 1239-nucleotide messenger RNA. It is a transcript of the gene NAPA, whose product is annotated as NSF attachment protein alpha. The transcript has 11 exons. Gene Ontology annotation, biological process: synaptic transmission, glutamatergic; intracellular protein transport; regulation of synaptic vesicle priming. Gene Ontology annotation, molecular function: syntaxin binding; soluble NSF attachment protein activity. Lineage: Eukaryota; Metazoa; Chordata; Mammalia; Diprotodontia; Vombatidae. The coding region runs from base 112 to 999 and encodes 295 amino acids. The record is from RefSeq and is a predicted model, not a curated record. Gene Ontology annotation, cellular component: terminal bouton; synaptobrevin 2-SNAP-25-syntaxin-1a complex; vacuolar membrane.